UGUCAGCCGUUGACACACACGUUGGGAAACAUAUCUUCGACGAAUGCAUCAAAGCAUUUUUGUCCGAUAAAAUCUGCGUUCUCGUCACGCAUCAAUUGCAGUACUUGAAGAAUGUUCAACAUGUUGUUCUGUUGAACAAAGGCAAAGUGGAGGCACAAGGUCCCUUCCGAACAUUGCAGAGAUACAAGAAAGAGUCGCUAAUGCACGCUCAGGAAGAAGAAGACCAAAAUCCCAUCGACAACUCUCAGGAUCGAAUCCGCAAGCAUAUCACGUCAUCAUUCUGUAGCGAGGAUGUCGAAGACGAACCAGACAAGCGCAAGGAACUCCAAGCGACUGGCAACAUUAAAUUCAGUAUUUACAAAACAUAUUUCAAGGCCGCCCACAGUCGCUUCUUUGUUGUUUUCGUUUUUUUUAUAUUCACUGUGGCGCAGUUUACGUUGAGUGGUACCGAUUACUUCUUGGCCGAAUGGAUUGAUUGGGAGGAGAAAGUAGCUAAAACUGUAAUCGAAAUGCCAAAUAAUUCGACUGAAGUGCCUGUAGAAAGUCGAUCAAAUGAAUCUACGGAGCCGGUGGAAGGGAAACGCGAACAGCUCCUUAUUAUUUACACUAUUAUCAUUUUGCUGGGCACAAUUUGUGUUUCAUGCCGUUCAUUCUCUUCCUACCGACUGUGCCUGCGCAUAUCGGUCAAUUUACACGAUAUGAUUUUCCGAGGCAUCUCUCGGGCCAAGAUGAUUUUCUUCAACAAUAAUCCCAGUGGACGAAUCCUGAAUCGAUUCGCAAAAGAUAUCGGCAACGUUGACUCAUUGCUGCCAAGCACACUGAUUGACGUUGUAAAUUGUUUUCUGCAAGUUGUGGCAAUUAUUGUAAUCAAUGGGAUAGUAAAUCCAUGGUUGAUGUUCCCAGCUGUUGUAAUGACGGUGCUCUUCUAUUUGAUUCGAAGUGUUUAUAUGGAUACCGGGCGCAGUAUCAAGCGGAUUGAAGCCAUGAGCCGCAGUCCAAUUUACUCCCAUGUAAAUGCCACACUCCAAGGUUUGUCCACAGUACGUGCUUUCAACGCAGAAAAUUUUCUGGAAAAAGAAUUCCAUGACUUCCAAGAUUUCAACACAUCAUGUUGGUAUCUGUUCACUAGUGCGGGGCGAUGGUUCGCUUUUUGGCUAGAUGUGGUGUGCCUUGUAUAUGUUGCCAUCGUGACUUACAGCUUCUUGAUUUUCGACAAUGCUGAGGACAGUGGCAAAGUGGGUUUGGCGAUAAUGAGCAGUGUUAAUUUGAUCGGAACGUGUCAAGUGCUAUUGCGUCAAAUCGCUGAGCUGGAAAAUCAAAUGACUUCCGUCGAACGAGUCAUUGAAUAUGCCGAAUUGCCUUCGGAACCGCCACUCGACUCAGACGAGAAGAAUGCACCACCAAAAGAUUGGCCUCACUACGGAAACAUCGAAUUCAAGUCGCUGAGCUUGCGAUAUGCAGAGAAGAAUGCUCGAACUUUGCUGAAUUUAAACUUCCGAAUCAACGCUAAGGAAAAAGUCGGUGUAGUUGGUCGAACGGGUGCUGGCAAAAGUUCAAUUAUCCAGUCUCUGUUCCGUUUGGCACAAAACGAAGGUCAGAUUUUGAUCGAUGGCAUUGAUGUCGGUGUGAUUGGACUGCACGAUUUGCGAAAAAAAAUUUCGAUCAUUCCGCAAGAAGCGGUUCUGUUCUCUGGAAGUCUCCGGUUCAAUUUGGAUCCAGUCGCUGAGCGAAGCGACGACGAACUUUGGAAUUCGCUCGAGCAAGUCGAGCUGAAGUCAGUAAUAUCGGCAUUGCCUGGUGGCAUCGAUUGCAAAGUACUGGACGGUGGAUCGAAUUUCAGCGCUGGUCAACGUCAACUGCUGUGUUUGGCUCGAGCCAUUCUUCGAAACAACAGAAUAUUGAUUCUCGACGAGGCGACGGCCAACGUUGAUUCCGAAACGGAUCGAUUGAUCCAGGACACGAUACGGAAUAAGUUCGGUGACUGUACCGUUAUAACGAUAGCACAUCGACUGCACACGGUUAUGGACAGCGACAAGGUACUGGUAAUGGAUGCGGGCGAAAUCAUGGAGUUUGACCAUCCGUUCGAGCUGAUCCAAAAACCAGACGGGAUCUUCAAACGACUACUCGAUCAAACUGGCAGUUCCAUGGUGACAGCGCUCACACUUGUUGCCAAGGAGAGCUACGAUCGAUGUAAUGCUAAACAGCGGACGAUUCAAGAGGAGGGCAGUGAUGACUUAAAACACCGUUGAAUACAAACCACAGAUCGAAUUGCUUUCUUGUUUGAGUCUAUCUGAAGAACGAAUUUGAAAUUGGUUCAGACAGAGACAGUAUAGAAAGAAAUUUUCAAUAAUAAAGACUUCAUUCCAUUUCCGUUUGUUCAAUUCCUAAAUCAGAAAUCUGCAUAAAACUGUUUU
Messenger RNA from Sitodiplosis mosellana (orange wheat blossom midge), 2414 nucleotides. Its product is annotated as probable multidrug resistance-associated protein lethal(2)03659. Gene Ontology annotation, cellular component: membrane. Gene Ontology annotation, molecular function: ATP hydrolysis activity; ATP binding; ABC-type transporter activity. The transcript has 8 exons. The record is from RefSeq and is a predicted model, not a curated record. Gene Ontology annotation, biological process: transmembrane transport. Lineage: Eukaryota; Metazoa; Arthropoda; Insecta; Diptera; Cecidomyiidae. The coding region runs from base 201 to 2249 and encodes 682 amino acids.